Messenger RNA from Ruditapes philippinarum (Manila clam), 2163 nucleotides. RefSeq lists its product as uncharacterized. Bases 468 to 1604 code for a protein of 378 amino acids. Lineage: Eukaryota; Metazoa; Mollusca; Bivalvia; Venerida; Veneridae. The transcript has 2 exons. The record is from RefSeq and is a predicted model, not a curated record.
GUUUAACGGGUUUAACGUUAAUCUACUAAGAUUUAUUAACGUUCGAGAUUACGAUAGGAUUAAAUAUAUAGAGAAUGAAAUAUUUCCGCCAAAUAGUUACAGACACAUUAACUCGAUCACAAAUAACCUUUACGAUUCUUAAAGCUUUAAAAUCAGUGUUUUUAAACUGGAAUUAAAUGAAAUAUCUGUGUGAACCACUAUAGAUUGUAAAAUAAACUGUAGAUCGUAUUACCAUAAUUAAAAUGUAAGAUGGUAAAUAGUUGAAAUAACGGUGUAAAAUAACUAAUUUGUUUCACAAUACUACCUUAUUUAUUGGACUAUAAAACUUGUUAACGGAUUGCAAGGUUCUUUAGAAAAUGUAACAGUUUUUUUCACACAAAAUGUUUAAAUGGAAAUGUUAUAAACGAUUUUGUCUACGUCUGUGAUCCAAUUUGUUCUACCUGGAUUUAAAAACUGAAGAUAUCAAGAUGAAAACAACAACAUAUAGACUAGAUGAGUUACCCGAUGACAUCAUGGAUGUACCAGAUUAUGACUACGACGCUUUUGCUAGGUUGUCGCCAUCGGUGAUUGAUACUAAUAUUGAAGAUCCAUAUAGAUGUCCGGUAUCCACACCAACAGUCAAUCGCCGUGCUAGCAUGAAACCGCGCAACAUUCAACCGCCAUUUAUGACAUAUACAAGUUUAAACCGAAGUCUUCAAAUCCCGAACAAUAUAAAUGCUCCUAAAUACUCUUCUAAGUAUAAGUUUAUGAAAGCUAGUAGACCUAUGGCUAAAGCUCAAAAGAAAAACUUUGAUUGCUAUUUCGUGCGAAAGAUUGAUAAAACACUUCACAUUGAUGCACAGACGCAUUCAACUUGGCUGAGUUCUCUUUGUGCUCAGCCGGUUGAUGAAAUAUUUACUAAAUACAAGCGAAAAUCUGAAGCUAAUAACGGAACGCAGCAUGUUACUCGGAGCAAUAAUUCGACACCGGGUGAAAAAGCUCUACUAUCUGCGUGGUCGAGUAACGCAUCAAACCGUGGAACGCAUUCUGUAGCUUCGAAACACACUAAAUCGGUCUAUACAUCCACAGCAUCUAGAAAUUCCAGAACUUCUUUCAUUGAUCCAAAUCUUCGAAUAUAUGGUUAUGAACCAGAGAUGGAAAGAAUACCAACAAACGUAAGCUUUGCACUGAUGCCUUCAACACCUACAAGCUGUAGUGACGCAGACGACAUAACAGUUUCAUCAAGAGGCUCGCCGUUAUUUCAAAAAGUGUUCAAAAACAACAUGCUUCAUAACAGUGUUGACCAUGUGGGUAAUACAAACUUGUAUACUCAGUACCAGAGAGACAAACGCUUCCCUGAAAUCCGUCCAAGAAAAUCAACAUCAUCACCAACACGAAAACGGAUCGUUUCGGAUUCAAAAGAGUCGACUGGUAUGUCAUUGAAUUACAACAAAAAACACUAUGACCUAGAAGAGAGCCCCAUGCAGAUAGUGUGCUUUGGUCAAACACCUCGCGAAAAUUUAGAGCAACCAACCUCUUCUAAGGCAACAGUCUCCAAAGAAUGUCCUUAUCGACUACCUAAAGAACUAUCUACGUCACUUCCUGAGCUACAGGGAGCUGGAUGAUCAACUUUUAAAAACUAUUUUUUUUUUAAAGUUAGAUUUUGAAUCUUUACUAGAUUCUUUUCCUGUUCCCAAUUUAUCAUGAAUUUAGGUAUAUAAUGCAAAAUGUACUUCAGUUCUUCACGAGAUUCUAGCAUCAAUUUAGUAAUACUUUCAACAAGAGUUGUUUUACGACAACAGUAUUCAUGCAGGUAACUCACUACAACACAUUUCUAUAAAUAUUGUACUGCAGUAAAUAAAAUUUACUUACGAUAUGUCACUAAAGGACCAAAAAUCAAAGCGGAUCAUUACCAUUAAGUUGUGAUAGACGAAUCGUAUUAGAUUUUGAAAUAAGAUUUAACAUUUUUCACUCAUCGAUCAAACUUUAAUAGCUAAGUGUUCGAAUAAUUUAUCUAUUUUUCUAAGCGAAUGCAAUAUUAACGACAAAUGAUAUAUACAAACUUGACUAAUACUGCUUCAAUGUUAUGUCUUCUUGUCCAAAUUAAUUACAUGCAUGUUUUACCAUCGUUGUUAACGUGCGAAGUUAUUCAUUAGAUACAUGUACAUAUAUAUUCCGAAUUUU